This is a messenger RNA of Alnus glutinosa, 3799 nucleotides long. RefSeq names its product calcium-transporting ATPase 4, plasma membrane-type-like. The transcript is spliced from 7 exons. Gene Ontology annotation, biological process: calcium ion transmembrane transport. The record is from RefSeq and is a predicted model, not a curated record. Bases 258 to 3356 code for a protein of 1032 amino acids. Gene Ontology annotation, molecular function: calmodulin binding; ATP hydrolysis activity; ATP binding. NCBI's taxonomy places the organism in Eukaryota, Viridiplantae, Streptophyta, Magnoliopsida, Fagales, Betulaceae. Gene Ontology annotation, cellular component: membrane; intracellular membrane-bounded organelle.
UCGUGUACAAUACAAAAAACAUAUAGCGAGAUUUAUGUGAUAGGUUUCAUUCAUAUUCAUAUGAUUCCACCACGUAUUUUGUGUUGUACACAAAUGUUGUGUAAGUAUAUUUUCGCGGGUAUAUAAGAUAACGGCCAGUCCCCGCAGCUCCCUCGCCUUCAAGUCAGGUCUGGUUCCCACCACUGGCUCCCGUUUUCGGUCUCUCUCUCUCUCUUGGAGAACUCUGAGAACCUGUUCUGAGAGAUCUGUGGAAAACAAUGGAGAAUAUGCUGAAGGACUUCGAGGUGGAGGCCAAGAACCCGUCGGAAGCGGCUCAGAGGAGAUGGAGGAAGGCGGUCACCAUAGUGAAGAAUCCCCGCCGGAGGUUCCGCAUGGUCGCCGAUCUCGCCAAGCGCUCCGAGGGCGAGAAGAAGAAGCUCAAAAUCCAGGAAAAGAUACGAGUCGCACUUUAUGUUCAAAAAGCAGCAAUACAGUUCAUUGAUGCUGGUGGUCGAGCUGAAUACAAGCUAUCGGAAGAGGCUAGAGAAGCAGGUUUUAGUAUUCACCCAGAUGAACUUGCAUCAAUUGUUCGUGGUCAUGAUUUUAAGGGCUUGAAAAUCUAUGGUGGAGUUGAGAGGAUUGCGAGGAAAGUCUCUGUCUCACUGAAUGAAGGAAUCAGUGAAAACGAUUUACCCACUAGGCAAAAAAUUUAUGGAUUCAACCAGUAUACAGAAAAACCUUCCAGAACUUUUUUGAUGUUCAUGUGGGAUGCAUUUCUGGACCUUACACUAAUCAUGCUUAUGGUUUGUGCUUUGGUGUCUCUUGCGGUAGGAAUUCCUACUGAAGGGUGGCCAAAAGGCAUAUAUGAUGGUUUGGGUAUUAUUAUUAGUAUAUUCUUGGUAGUCAUGGUUACUGCCAUCAGUGACUACAGGCAGUCCUUGCAAUUCAAGGAUUUGGAUAGGGAAAAGAAGAAGAUUUUUAUAAACGUAACUAGAGAUGGAAAAAGAAAAAAAGUUUCUAUAUUUGAAUUGGUCGUUGGAGAUAUAGUUCACUUGUCAAUUGGUGAUCAAGUUCCAGCAGAUGGAAUUUAUAUAUCAGGAUACAGUUUGUUGAUUGAUGAAUCAAGCUUGUCAGGUGAAAGCGAGCCAGUGAAUGUACAUGAGGAGAAACCUUUUCUUCUUUCAGGAACUAAGGUGCAAGAUGGUUCAGGAAAGAUGUUGGUGACAGCAGUUGGAAUGAGGACUGAAUGGGGAAAGUUGAUGGAAACUCUGAACGAGGGGGGAGAAGAUGAGACUCCAUUGCAGGUGAAGCUAAAUGGUGUUGCUACAGUUAUUGGUAAAAUUGGCUUGACUUUUGCUGUGCUGACAUUUUUGGUAUUGGUAGGGAGGUAUCUAUUGGAAAAAGCACUUAACAAUGAGUUCUCAGAUUGGUCAUCAAGUGAUGCACUGACGAUUCUGAACUACUUUGCUACUGCAGUAACCAUUAUUGUUGUUGCAGUCCCUGAAGGAUUACCAUUGGCAGUGACUUUGAGCCUAGCUUUUGCAAUGAAAAAAUUGAUGGAGGAAAGGGCACUUGUGAGGCAUCUCUCCGCAUGUGAGACAAUGGGUUCUGCUAGUUGUAUUUGCACGGAUAAGACAGGAACAUUGACCACAAACCAUAUGGUGGUUGAAAAAAUAUGGAUCUCUGAAAAAAUUAUGGAGGUAAAAGGUAAUGCGAGUGAUGAUGUGUUGAAAUCGGAAAUUUCUGGGAAUGUUCUAGGCAUCCUAUUGCAGGCUAUAUUUCAAAAUACUGGCUCCGAAGUGGUUAAGGAUGAAAGUGGAAAGGAUACCAUUUUGGGAACACCAACAGAAUCAGCACUCCUAGAAUUUGGCUUGCUUUUGGGGGGCAAUUUUGAUGCCCAGCGCAGAGAAUUUAAGAUACUUAAGGUUGAGCCUUUCAAUUCAGUGAGGAAGAAGAUGUCUGUGCUUGUUGCUCUUCCUGAUGGAGGAGUACGUGCAUUUUGCAAAGGUGCAUCUGAAAUGAUAUUAGGAAUGUGUGACAGAGUUGUAGAUAGCAAUGGAGAAUCUGUUCCUCUUCCUGAAGAACAGGAAAAGAAUAUCGCAGAUGUUAUAAAUGGCUUUGCAUCCAAAUCUCUGAGGACUCUAUGCUUGGCUUUUAGAGAUAUAGAUAACACUUCCAGUGAGAACAACAUCCCUGAUAAUGGUUAUACAUUGAUAGCAGUUGUUGGAAUCAAGGAUCCUGUGCGCCGUGGGGUUAAGGAAGCAGUUCAAACUUGUUUAGCUGCUGGAAUAACUGUUCGUAUGGUCACUGGUGACAAUAUAAAUACAGCUAAGGCCAUUGCUAGAGAGUGUGGUAUACUCACAGAGGAUGGAGUGGCCAUAGAAGGACCAGAAUUUCGCAGCAUGUCUCUUGAGCGGAUGAAGGAAAUUAUACCAAGAAUUCAGGUUAUGGCUCGGUCUUUGCCACUGGACAAGCACACCUUGGUAAAACAUCUGAGGGGUAUGUUUGGUGAGGUUGUUGCAGUUACUGGCGAUGGGACCAAUGAUGCCCCUGCUUUGCAUGAGGCAGACAUUGGACUUGCAAUGGGCAUAGCAGGAACAGAGGUCGCCAAAGAAAAUGCUGAUGUCAUUAUAUUGGAUGACAACUUUGCGACUAUUGUAAAUGUAGCCAAAUGGGGGCGUGCGGUAUAUAUAAACAUUCAAAAAUUUGUGCAGUUCCAGUUAACUGUUAAUGUUGUUGCCCUGGUGCUGAAUUUUGUUUCUGCAUGUAUCUCUGGAUCUGCUCCCCUAACGGCUGUCCAGUUGCUUUGGGUAAACAUGAUUAUGGACACUCUUGGGGCGCUGGCAUUGGCUACAGAACCUCCAAAUGAAGGUCUUUUGAAGAGGCCCCCAGUUGGUAGGGGUGUGAGCUUUAUCACCAUGGCCAUGUGGAGAAAUAUUAUUGGUCAAAGUAUAUAUCAACUUGCUGUCCUUGGAGUUCUCAAUUUUGAUGGGGAGCGGCUACUAAAACUUAGUGGGUCUGAUGCAACUGAGGUUCUCAACACUGUGAUAUUCAACUCGUUUGUGUUUUGCCAGGUGUUUAAUGAGAUAAACAGCCGGGAUAUAGAGAAGAUAAACAUAUUACGAGGAAUAUUUGACAGCUGGAUAUUCCUAGGAGUCAUGGUUUCCACAGUGAUUUUCCAAGUAAUCAUAGUUGAGUUUCUGGGGACUUUUGCAAGCACUGUGCCACUAAGCUGGCAACUAUGGCUACUCUGCGUCCUACUUGGAUCGGUUAGCUUGCCGAUUGCUGUUAUCCUAAAAUGCAUCCCCGUCGGAAGAGAUACAGUUAAGCACCAUGAUGGUUACGAUGCGCUCCCCACAGGCGAAGAACGGGCUUGAGACGGGGAAGGAGGAGAUACAGCUUUUGUUUUUCCCUUUUUUGAAGCAACUUCAGAGGUAGGCCAACUGACUGGUAGACGGUAGAAUGACAUGGAUCGUGGAUUUUCCUUUCGUAGUGACUGCACUGACCCGUAUAAAGAUGACCCGAUUUGCCUCUUUUUCUCUAUACUUGGGGCACAUUGCUGGCAGAAGUACCUUUCAGGCUCUCAGCCUAGCCCUUUUCUUGCUAAAAGAAACUCUUAAUAAAUUCUACGAUUUCGCUUCUUAUUUUUUUUUUCUUGGACAUUAUAUUUCAUUGUGGAAUGCUUUUUUUUUUUUUUUUAAUGCCUGCGGGACAUUAGAAUUACAAAAGAAACGUUUCUGAUGUUGCACUUGAACAUUAUUCUUUUAUCGUUAUUUUAUUCAUUUUAUCUGACAUCAUGGUAUGUUUGGAUUCCCAAUUA